This is a messenger RNA of Paraglomus brasilianum, 507 nucleotides long. The record is from the annotation of a GenBank genome assembly. NCBI's taxonomy places the organism in Eukaryota, Fungi, Glomeromycota, Glomeromycetes, Paraglomerales, Paraglomeraceae.
AUGGCACAUGCAUUUACUGCAGCAUCAAACGAAUUUCCACAUGAUAUCGUAGUAUUGAUCAAUUCACUUUGUUCACCCAUUAAUAAUGGAAGAGGAACCCUAAGGAAUUACAAUUUUGCAGCUGAAGAAAUUCUUGCUUUUUGGGAGAUGUCUCUACAUCUUAGCACUAUAAAUGUCAUGGGAACCAAACAUUUUCCAGGGGAAUUAAGUGAACGUUAUUUUGAAGCAAAAUUAGAUGAUAGGAUGUUAGACUUGUUGAAGGACUACUAUGAGAUGGAGUAUGCAGAUUGUGGCUAUAAGUUCCAUAAUGGAAUUAAUGAUAUAGGCAGAAGUUGUAUUUAUGUCUCUUCAACUAUUUUUCAAGCAAGUGCUUUACAUGUUGGUGAUGAAACUUUGGAUCUUUAUUGUCUGAGAGAGGUUGUCUAUUAUUUUAGGCAUCAGUUGAUGCUGCCAGAAAUGAAUUCACAGAGUGCUAAUACAUGGAUUGCUGAUCAUUAUUUAUGCAUA